AUGAGUGCCGUGUGCUCAAGUUACUACACUGUGGCGAAGGAGCUGGUGAGUGCGUUCACGUGUCCCAAAGCCGGUGGCGACGAGCGCGCACAGUUCUGCUGCGGCUUUAACGAUAUUAAAUACUGCUGUGAUGAUCCCAACAGCUUCUUUCCCUAUGAGUAUGGAUACAUGUGGUGGCUCAGUAUUGGUGCUCUCGUAGGUCUGUCCGUAGCUGCGGUUGUUCUCGUGGCCUUCCUUGUCACUGUUUGUGCUCUCUGCAUCCUCUUUAUCAGCACUAAACCCAGUCGGCUGGACAGCGGCCUUCCUCUCGGCGAAGCGGGUUGUGAGCCGAGUUCUAUUCCCAACCAUUCCGACGGACCGCACGUUUUCCGCAAACAUUUCCCAUGUAGCAAACUUGACUGUGUUGAGCAGAAGGCCGAGCCCGAGCAACUGUUUCAGCCCUGCUUCAGGGUCACCAUGGCCCAAGUGAAUGCUGAACGGCCCUCGUAGGAACCGUGUCCACGGGCAGUUACCCUGCCUUUUUGAAGGGACUACCUGCUGAAUCUUGUGAAGAAAUCUCCCCUUUGUGUUUGUAU
This is a messenger RNA of Neoarius graeffei (lesser salmon catfish), 575 nucleotides long. Its product is annotated as protein shisa-like-2A. NCBI's taxonomy places the organism in Eukaryota, Metazoa, Chordata, Actinopteri, Siluriformes, Ariidae. The coding region runs from base 1 to 489 and encodes 162 amino acids. The transcript has 4 exons. The record is from RefSeq and is a predicted model, not a curated record.